This is a messenger RNA of Engraulis encrasicolus (European anchovy), 6886 nucleotides long. RefSeq names its product remodeling and spacing factor 1b, tandem duplicate 1 (gene rsf1b.1). Gene Ontology annotation, molecular function: histone binding. Gene Ontology annotation, biological process: negative regulation of DNA-templated transcription. Gene Ontology annotation, cellular component: chromatin; RSF complex. NCBI's taxonomy places the organism in Eukaryota, Metazoa, Chordata, Actinopteri, Clupeiformes, Engraulidae. The coding region runs from base 13 to 6843 and encodes 2276 amino acids. The record is from RefSeq and is a predicted model, not a curated record. The transcript is spliced from 18 exons.
UCCAUCGGGAAAAUGGCUGCUUCGGCAGCAGCGGCGGCUUCUUCCCCGGGGUUGUGCCCAAGCUUCGCCGUGAUCUGCUCCUUUUUAGAGAGAUAUGGACCCCUAUUGGAUUUACCCGAACUCACAUUUCCACAGCUGGAGAGAUAUCUCCAGGAGAACUCCUCAGUUCCUAAGUUGCUGGUUGACCUCCACGUGAAGUUGCUGAGGAAGAUUGGCAAGUCCGUGUCAGCAGACAGAUGGGAGAAGUAUCUUGUGAAGAUAUGCUCGGAGUUCAACCUCACUUGGGCAUGGGAACUGGAAAAGAAGGGUUACAAGGACAUGACGGUGGAGUGCAAGACAGGCAUUCUGAAAUAUCUUUGUGAGUGCCAGUUUGACGACAAUGUCAAGUUCAAGACGGCCGUCAAUGAUGAGGACCCGGACAAGAUGCGUCUGCAGCCCAUCGGGCGAGACAAGGAUGGCCUGAUGUACUGGUUCCAGCUUGACCAGGACCACAAUGUGCGCGUCUACAUUGAAGAACAAGACGACCUGGACGGCUCAUCAUGGAAGUGCAUCGUGAGGAACCGUAAUGAUUUGGCGGAGGUGCUGGCUCUUCUGAAGACUCAUAUUGACCCUUCACUUCUGGUCAAGAAGGAUGGGGAGGAAGACGCCACCGCCAACCCAGAGGAUGCGGAAAAGAAGGCGGAGGACAAUGGAGAGGUAAAGAAGGAGGAAGACUCAGAAAACGAUGAGGAUAAAGCAAGCAAAGAAAACAAAUCACCAGUGUCUCCCAAGACGGAGAGUCAAACAGACAGCACAGUCAAGGAGACAACGAAGCAGACGGAUGAGGAUGGGAGCUCUGAGAAAGCGAAAGGGUCAGCUGUAAAAGAGCCAGACUCGGCCGCAUUAGCCUCGGAGAAACCUGUUGACGAGACAGAGAAAGAGGAUGUCAGCAGCACCGUGAAGUCAGCAACAAUCAAGGAAGAGCCCAUGGAGGUAACCACGGCGACCACAGCAAUCAAAGCCGUGUCGGAGGCCACUGGUGCUAGUAAGCCCAGCGAGACGAUAGCGGCGAGUACGGAUCCUACGGAGGAGGCGAAGAGGAAGACGGCCGAGGAGAUCCAGAGAGCCAUCAAGAGCGACCAGCAGGCCAAGAUCCCGCUCAAGAAAAGGGAGAUGAAGCUGAGCGAGGGUUUAAAUAGUGGCAAUGGUGGCAGCAGUGUUGCCGGCAGUGUUGCCGGCAGUGUUGCUGGCUCGAGUGUCAUUGUGGCUAACACAUCAAUCGCUGCUGCCUCCGUUGUCAAAGAGACGACCAGGGAGGUAAUGAAUGGCGAUCAGGUGAACGGGGACGUUCAGUCAUCUAAGCUGGACGAGAGCGGUACGAAAACGAGUACGAUUAUAACAUCCACAGCUGCAGCUGCAGCAGCAGCAGAAGAGGCCAGGCUGAAGGCACAACGGGAGGAAAAGAUGGACAUCUCAGAAAAAUCAGAGACGGAAAAGAAAUCAGCCAAAUCUGACGAAACGAAGGAUGGUAAAAUAGAAAACGAAAAACGGCCUCCUGCGGCGGAAGAAAAAGUUUCAAGUGCAACGCCUACAGAGGAGCCAAUGGAGGUGGAUAAGCCUCAGGCGACGAGUUGCAUUAAGACCAUUGGUGCACCGCGCGGGGGAAAGUCUGACAAGGACAGGUCUGACGCGCUAACAAAGGACUGCUCAUCCUCGGUCAAAAAAGACAGCGAGCCGUCUUUCACCACCAUCAGAAAGGCUCCGCCCGCGGAGGAGAAAUCUGUGAUCAAAAAAUCUGAUGCCAAGACAUCUGGCGUGUUGGUGGAGAAUCGUGAGAUCACCUCGAAAGACCCGAAAGACAUUCCAAACUCUUCCACAAAGAAAGCCGACUGUUCCAAAGAUUCUGAUACCAGGGAAACUAAGAAAGACACAACAAAAAUGGACGGAGAGAAAGAUCAAGAUAAACAAACAAACAAACCUGCCUCUCCUAAAACAACACAGCCAAUGGUGCCUCCGGAACAGGGCAAAAGUUCUCGUGACUUAACUGAACGAGACAAAAGCAAGACUGAGAAGUCUGCUGAAUCGAGAAGUGUGGAUAAGCCACAAGAUUCUGUUGAAAAACAGAAAGACAAGGGGAUUGAAAGAACAAGCUCUCCCAAGGCAAUUGAUAUGUCUCGUCCGACAGGAGACAGCAGUGUGUCAGAGAAGACCAAUAACUUUUCUAUUAUAAAAGAAACCAAGUCAGCGAUCCUGGCUCAAAAGGCUGAAGAUGCGUCCUCUAAAGAGAGCGGCAAAUCAUCCACUAAAGAAGGUGACAAAUUGUCCAUGAAAGAAAGUGACAAAAAAACUAGUAAGGAAGGUGACAAAGCAGCUAGUAAAGAGGAUGACAAAGCAGCUAGUAAAGAUGGUGACAAAACAUCAGAGAAAGGAAAUGACAAACUGACCUCAAAAGAAAACGACAAAUCGCAUGUCAUAAAAGAACCGGUCACGAGUAUAACGCCAUCUAAGGGAGCGUCUGUCAUCAAGUUGGAUAGAUCAGGAGCGUCUGCUGGUAAAGAAAAACAAACCGUUUCCAGUGAAACGGACAAGCCAUCUCCUACUCAAACUUCCACAAAAUCCAGUUCAUCAGAGGAGAAAUCAAAAUCACAAACCUCAACAGAAACUGUAAAAAAGGAUACAGCUAGAGAAUCCAAGCAAGAUGUUUGUCCUGCGGUGACAGAAAAAUAUUCCACAUUAAAAGAGAAAGGAGACUCGGCAAAGCCGGCUGAUUCUAAGGAGUCAGGAAGUACUACGAAAGAAAUGGAAGAGGAAAAAAGUAGCAAGCCCUCUUCAGCGAAGAAGGAAUUACAGGAGAAAACGAACGAAAAGAAGCCUGUCGGCGAAAAGGAAAAACAAAAGGCCGAAUCUGAAAAAAAUGAGCCGAAGAAAGAUAAUGCUGGAAAAGUAGACGAGAAGGCGGACAGGGCCGACAAGGUGAAGGACAGGACUGAUAAAGCUGAGAAGGUGGAGGAGAAGAACGACGAGGCCAAGGAUGCGGACAAAACAACAGACAAGGGCGACAAGUCGAAGGAGAAAACUGACAAAGCCGAGAAGACUGGAGACAAGAGUGAACAGGCCAAGCAAGGGGUAAAGAGAAAAGCUGAAGUGGAGAAGGAGAACAAGGAAGCGGUUAAAAAGUCACAGAAGGAGACGGAGGACAAAUCCAAAAGGUCUGAAGAAGAGAAGUCCGAUCGAGAUGUUGAAACAGGGAAAGGAAAGAAGGAGGAGUCCAAAAAGCCGGAAAAAGAAAAGGUUGAGGUGAAAAAGGCAGAAGAAAAGAAUGAGGAGUCAAAAAAUCCUGAAGAGGAAACCGAUCGAGAUGUUGAAACAAGGAAAGGAAAGAAGGAGGAGUCCAAAAAGCCGGAAAAAGAAAAGGCUGAGGUGAAAAAGGCAGAAGGAAAGAAGGAGGAAGCCAAAAUGCCUGAAAAAGAAACCGAUCGAGAUGUUGAUACAAAGAAAGGAAAGGAGGAGUCCAAAAAGCCGGAAAAAGAAAAGGCUGAGGUGAAAAAGUCAGUAGGAAAGAAGGAUGAAACCAAAAUGCUUGAAAAAGAAACCGAUCGAGAUGUAGAAACGAGGAAAGGAAAGAUGGACGAGGCCAAAAAGCCAGAAGAAGAAACCGAUCGAGAUGUUGAAACAAAGAAAGGAAAGGGGGAGUCCAAGAAGCCGGAAAAAGAAAAGGUUGAGGUGAAAAAGGCUGAAGGAAAGAAGGAUGAGGCCAAAAAGCCUGAAGAAGAAACCGAUCGAGAUGUUGAAACAAAGAAAGGAAAGAAGGUGGAGUCUAAAAAGCCGGAAAAAGAAAAGGUUGAAAUGAAAAAGGCAGAAGGAAAGGAGGAUGAAGCCAAAAUGCCUGAAAAAGAAACCGAUCGAGAUGUUGAAACAAGGAAAGGUAAGAAGGACGAGCCCGAAAAGCCUGAAGAAGAAACCGAUCGAGAUGUAGAAACGAGGAAAGGAAAGAAGGAGUCCAAAAAGCCAGAAAAAGAAAAGGUUGAGGUGAAAAAGGCAGAAGGAAAGUAUUCAUGCACAGAGCCAAGCUCCAAGAAUAAACCGCCUCAAAAGGAGGAAGGGGAAAAGAAGUCUACAGCAGAGAAGAAUUUAGCAAAGGACGGACAAGCAGACAAGGAAACGGAUGACGCCACCAAGGAGAAGAAAGACGACGGCUCAGUCAGCUCUGAGGAAAACAAGGAAAAAGACAAAGACAAAAACGAGGACAAGGAGGAGGAGGAGAAGGAGAAAGAAGAAAAAGAUAAGGAGGGAGAUGAAGAAGAGGAAGCUGACAAAUCGGCAACCAAAGCCACCGGUGAGGAUCCGGUCGUAGACGAGAGCUUGCGUCUAAAGAUCCGCACCGCAGCCCAGCGCAGGAAGAUGGAGCACCAGGCGGCCCACCGCAGGAAGGCCCGGCUGAUCCGGGAGGAAAGGGAGAGGCAGCAGGCCCUCGCAGCGCUCGACUCGGAUCCCGAGGGGGUCGGGCAGGACGGAGGUGGGCGAUGCCUCAGGAGGUCCCCCCGAAUAUGCCGGCCCACCCCCAAACUGGCCGAAAUACAGGACAGGAGGCAGGACAAGAAACCGGCCACGAUUGCUGAAGAAGGGGAGGAUGAUAAGGAAAAGGGUGACAACAAGGAGGAUGAACAGAAGGAGAAGGAGAAGGAGAAAGAAAAGGAGGAGGAAGAGGAGUCGGAGGUGGAAUGUCCUGUUCCGAAGAAGCCUAGAGAGAAGAAAGUGUAUGCUGACGGACAAACGAAGUCAAAGGGUAGAAGACGGCGGAAGACCAGAUGGUCGAACACUCGGACGCGGCGGAAAAAGAAAGGCUCAGACGACGAGGGUGGCGAUGAUGACCCCGAAAGCGAAUCGAGUGAGGAAGAGGAGACGGAGGAGGAUUCCAGUGAUGAGGACUACAAGGUGGAAAAGAGGCCGAGGAGGACGAAGAACCGCACCAGAGAGCGACACGAGUUCGACUCCGAUACCUCAUCCUCGGACAACCUCCCGCCAAAUGAGGACCCCUGCAAACACUGUGGACUACCAAACCACCCCGAGCUGAUUCUGCUGUGCGACUCAUGCGAUUGCGGCUACCACACAGCGUGUCUCAGACCCCCCCUCAUGAUCAUCCCUGACGGAGAGUGGUUCUGCCCCCCAUGCCAGCACAAACUGUUGUGUGAGAAACUGGAAGAGCAGCUGACAAAUCUCGAUGCUGAACUGAAGAAGAAGGAACGCAAAGAGCGAAGGAAAGAGCGCUUGGUGUACGUUGGUAUCAGUGUGGAGAACAUCAUCACACCAACAAACACGACUGGCAAAGGGGAACAUGAAGGGCAGUGUGGAGAGGUGGAGAUGGAAGAGGAGAAGGAAGAAGUCAAGAAGGAAAAGAAGGAGUCCAAGAAGAGCAAGAACUACGGCCGCCGCUCCACAAGACAAAAGAAGUAUAUAAGCUACAGAUUCGAUGAGUUUGAUGAAGCCAUUGAGGAGGCCAUUGAAGAGGAUCUGAAGGAAGCGGAGGGUGGAGGCGCCGGGCGAGGCAAGGACAUGGCGAACAUCACAGGGCUGAGCAAGGGGAAGGACAUCUCGGUCAUAAUGUCGGAGGACGGCAAGGAGAACGGGAAGGCGGUGCGGCCCAACGCUGGCCAGCGCAGGAAGAAGAGGCGACGUCUUAACGACCUGGACAGUGAUGAGGAUGAGGACGAGGAGGAGAGCGAAGAUGAGUUCAAACUCAGUGAAAGUUCGGAGGAGGAGGAGUUUGUGGCGUCGGAUAACGAGGCGGACAGCGACGCAGCAGUCAAGUCAGACGACGACAGCGACUUUGGCAGCACGGGGGUCGGUUCGCGCCGCUUCAGAGGCUCGGCCUGGGCCAGGCGCACCAUGAAGCGCCGCUACUCGGCCAGACAGCCGCCACGACGCCGGCGACGACCCAAGUGGUACUCGGACGACGAGGAGCUGGAGGAGACAGACGAGGAAGAGGAGGACGAGAUCGUGACUGAGGGCUCCAGUGACUUCAGCGAGAGCGACCUGGACAUGCGUCGGCGGCGCUCGCGGCGCAGCCAGAGGCAGGCCGUCAACUACCGCGAGACGUCGGACUCGGACGGCAGCCAGGCCGCCACCAACCGCGACCGCACCAAGCCCCGGAGGCGCCUCUCCAGCUCCGACAGCAAAGCGAGCUACAGCUCCCGGGACUCUGACGAGGGCGAUCGCGGGGCCAAGCGGCGGCGGAGAGGAGGAGACUCCUCGGACGACGGCGACUCCAAGAAGCGGCGGCGCCAACAAUCGCACAAGCGCCGGCGAGAGUCCGAAGACGAAAACGACAACGACUCGGCCAGCGACGACUCGGACUCCGAGGAGGAAGACCGGCCCGUACGUAAGCGUGUCAACCGCAUCGACUCCGACGACUCGGACGAGGAAGAGGAUAAGGAGAAGAAGAAGGAGGAGAAGGAGGAGCGAGAGCAGCCGAGGCCAGCGUCGACACGCCUGGGGCUGGACGAGGACGAGGAGGCGGCUCUGGUCAAGGGGGCCAACCCGCUGGACUACCUGGUGGUGGACUUGCCCCCCACCAACGGACAGAGCCCCCUGAAGGGGGUGGCUGAGGGGCUGUUGGGCCGAGCCCCUGGUGUGGGUGGUGUUGGAGGUGGGGGGGUGCUGGUGGGGCCAGGGGGGGUGGCUGCGGCCACGGCGGCGGGCCUCAUGGCGCACAUCGGCCCCAAAAACCCGGCCACCGCCACCGCAGUCUCCAUGGGUACUAAUGGGCUGGUGGGCCAGGAGAUGGCAGGGGGGGACGAGGACGAGGACGAUCUGCUGGGAGUCACAGACCUGGUGGACUACGUCUGCAACAGCGAACAGUUGUAGUGGUGGCAGCGGCAUCCGGACAAGAAGCCGAUACUACAAAGCU